Molecule: messenger RNA, 610 nt
Organism: Bufo bufo (common toad)
Lineage: Eukaryota; Metazoa; Chordata; Amphibia; Anura; Bufonidae
Product: transmembrane protein 233-like
Exons: 3
Coding region: 75-557 (160 amino acids)
Cellular component (GO): membrane
Source: RefSeq, a predicted model, not a curated record
GGGUGGACUGGCCACAGACCCUACAAGGAAACUUCCCAGGUGACGAUGCCCAGGUGGCCGACUGAGCCCUCCUCAUGGCCGUCAGCCAAGCUGCCAGGUGCACUUUAAGAUGUAAAAUAGGCCAAAGAACUACUGACCUACGGAACUCCACCCCUACACAUAAAGCCAACCACACCAAAGUGCAAAGAACAGAAGCAGCACAGGAGUCACACACAAGUCUACUGCAACUGCGGAUAAAGGGAGACUGUAAAAAAAUGUACGAACCCACUUCAAAUGCGGUGACCGUGCAGCCCGAGCAAGCAUCCUACCGGGCCCCUCAGAAGGAUUACUUGAUCUGGUCCAUUGUGAACCUGCUCUGUUGCUGCCUGCCACUUGGGAUCGUGGCUUUGUUAUUCUCCAUCAAGACUCGUGAUGCCUGUCACCAGAAUGACACCGUCCUGGCCAACCGGAGCUCCCGUACAGCCUUCAACCUGAACAUUGCCGCUACAGUCAUUGGGAUCGUUAUAAUCAUUAUCGCCGUGGUUGUUUAUGUCCUCGUAUUUACACGUAUGAGAUAAAACUCCAUGAACUAAAAGAACUAAAAAAAACAAAAACUGACCAAAAAAUGUAA